AUGCAGCCCCUGCAGCGACAGGUCGACAAUCUGCAUUUAUCGAUAUCGACCCUUCAUCGGUACCGAGUACUUCGUGCAGAUACAACACAACAAACAGAGACUGGCCCUGGCUAUGGCACAAGAAUCAUGCGACGAGUUGUCGUGACAGGGCUCGGCGCCAUUUCGCCCUUUGGCGUUGGCGUGCGCUCCACGUGGAAACGUCUGUUGGCUGGAGAAUCAGCCAUCACCAGUGUGGCUGACUUUGAGCCGCAGAACCGCUGGAAAGAUCUGACGAGCACAGUUGCUGGUGUAGUCCCCAGCCAUGGCUCAGGUCCCGAUCAGUGGCGGCCGGGCGACUGGCUGGAUGCCACGGAACAACGUCGCAUGUCCAAGUUUGCCCAGUACGCCGUAGCCUGCGCUGACAUGGCAAUGAAAGAUGCCGGGUGGAAUCCGGAGAGCCAGGAGGACAAGGAGGCCACUGGCGUAUGUCUUGGCAGCGGUAUAGGAAAUCUGGAGGAGAUUUACGAGACGAGCUUGGCGUUCAACCAACAAGGCUACAAGAAGGUUUCACCAUUGUUCGUCCCCAAGAUUCUCAUCAACUUGGCCGCCGGUCAUAUCUCCAUGAAGUACGGAUUGCAGGGCCCGAACCAUUCUGUCACUACCGCCUGCACAACCGGUGCCCAUUCCAUUGGAGAUGCGAUGCGAUUCAUUGCUUUUGGAGAUGCCGACGUCAUGGUUGCUGGCGGAACGGAAUCCUGCAUCCAUCCCCUGACCUUUGCUGGUUUCGGGAGGGCAAGGUCCCUCUCCACAGCCUACAACCACAACCCCCACGCCAGCUGUCGUCCCUUCGACCGCGACCGCAAUGGUUUCGUCGUUUCGGAGGGGUCGGCAGUCCUGGUCCUAGAGGAACUCGAGCACGCCAAGGCCCGCGGAGCCAACAUCUACGCGGAGGUGAGGGGCUACGGCUGUAGCGGCGAUGCGCAUCACAUGACGGCCCCGCGGGAAGAUGGACACGGAGCCUUCCGCGCCAUGAAGCUUGCUCUGAAGAACGCGCAAGUCCGGCCGGCCGAGGUGAGUUACAUCAACGCGCACGCAACUGGGACGCAGGUUGGCGAUGCGGCAGAAGCUUCCGCGAUACGAAGCAUCAUGUCGGGAGAGGAGGGUUACGCGGACGAGUCGCAGGUGACUGUGAGCAGCACCAAAGGCGCCGUUGGCCAUCUGCUAGGGGCGGCUGGCGCCAUCGAGGCCCUGUUCGCCGUGCUAUCGGUUGCAGAGGAUAUCGUACCGCCUACACUGAACCUCGAGAAUCCAAAUGUCGGGGGAUCCAUGAAUAUGGUACCCCUCGAGGCACAGGCGAAACAGGUCAACGUUGCUAUUUCCAAUAGCUUUGGCUUUGGCGGUACGAAUGCCUCGCUCGUUUUUUCCAAGCUACGUUGA
Colletotrichum godetiae is the source of this 1416-nucleotide messenger RNA. Its product is annotated as 3-oxoacyl-synthase 2. Gene Ontology annotation, molecular function: 3-oxoacyl-[acyl-carrier-protein] synthase activity. Gene Ontology annotation, biological process: fatty acid biosynthetic process. The coding region runs from base 1 to 1416 and encodes 471 amino acids. The transcript has 4 exons. Gene Ontology annotation, cellular component: mitochondrion. The record is from RefSeq and is a predicted model, not a curated record. Lineage: Eukaryota; Fungi; Ascomycota; Sordariomycetes; Glomerellales; Glomerellaceae.